AUGUCUCUGGUCUACUUGAAAGCUUUGAUGUGUGUCUGGGGUAUUUUCUGGAAUGUGCUCAUUAUCUCUGCCAUUCUGAAGGAUCGUGUUCUCCGGAACUCGUCUACAUUCCUUCUGUUGUCACUCCAUUUCUUCGCAUCUACUAUAGAUGUUGGGUCCCGUCUGGUGUUUGACGUGCCAUCCGAGAUCUUGAAUCGCCCACUGUUCCGCCUAUCCGUCAACUACGAUGACUUCCCAACCAAAUCGUUCCAUUUCACCACAUACUCCUGUUGGUUUAUCCAGCUCUACUCGUUGAUCGCAAUAGCUGCUUCUCACAUUUUGGCGGUGUACGGAACUAUUUACUAUGCUCGUUUUACCCAAAAGAAAACCAUCAUUGCCAUCGUUGGAAUCGUUCUCUUAUCCAUGUUGUCCGUCUGUUACCUAUGGUCUCCAAACUUCCCAAUUCUUUUCCAUCCGGAGUUCUGGGGGUGGACUGAAGAACGGAACUGGCCAUUGGUCAAUUUUUUCUUCUACCUUAAUUAUGUCGUACAGGGAAUUGUUUUCUUCUGUCUGGCACUGACUGAUAUACUGAUUGUUUACAAGUUGAGCACUAUCAAGGAAUCCGUGUUCUCUGAGAAAAGUGUUACCGUCGCCCCACCACAAAUGAUGGAAAAGAUGCAGGUGUCGGUGGUGAACAGUGGCACUGCUGCAUUGGCUCCACGACGUACAACUCGAGUAUCAACCGAACUGAAAGUAUCCAUCAACUUCAUCAUCGUCUCCUUGUUUCUUCUUAUUCAAACGCUCAUCUACAAUAUUUGUACACUAUACGAAGACAACAAACUCUGCCUCUUCCUGCUUUUCAUUGCACCCAUUUUCCGGGGAAGUAAAUGUCUCGCGUACUUGGUCUCCGGAAGUGCACUUCGUAAUGCGAUAGUCAAUUUGGUUUUGUGUCGGAAGCAGUUCUAA
Messenger RNA from Caenorhabditis remanei, 945 nucleotides. RefSeq lists its product as uncharacterized. The transcript has 5 exons. The record is from RefSeq and is a predicted model, not a curated record. Lineage: Eukaryota; Metazoa; Nematoda; Chromadorea; Rhabditida; Rhabditidae. Bases 1 to 945 code for a protein of 314 amino acids.